Messenger RNA from Kwoniella mangroviensis CBS 8507, 675 nucleotides. RefSeq lists its product as uncharacterized. The transcript has 3 exons. The coding region runs from base 1 to 675 and encodes 224 amino acids. Lineage: Eukaryota; Fungi; Basidiomycota; Tremellomycetes; Tremellales; Cryptococcaceae. The record is from RefSeq and is a predicted model, not a curated record.
AUGGGCAAGAGAUCAUCAUCCUCUGUUAUACCUGCUCCCGCUUCAAGCUCGAAGAAAGCCGUUAAAUCCACUCAGCAGCAGAAGAACCAAUCAACAUCAAACUCAACUUCGAUAGAUGAUAUCUUUGCUGCUCCGAAGAAGCGCAAAGCGGAAGAGCCAUUAAAAGAGGACAAAAAGAAAGAUAAGAAGAAGGACAUAAUAAAGUCGAAAUCAGGUACGAGUGAACCUGAACAGAAGAAGAAGAAGAAGAAGGAAUUGGUGAAAGAGAAGAACGAUAAACCAACUAAGAGAUCUAAAGUGAUAGACGAAGAGUCUGAAGAUUCUGUUGAUUUUGAUGAUGAAGAUUUUGAGGAGUUUGAAGAUUCGGAUGAUUUCGAGGAGGAAGAUGAGGAGAGACCCCCACAAAGAAAAGUAGAAGAGAUAAUUGAUCCUUCUUCACUCGCUGAGAUACGUAAGAAGAUAGAAGCUGCCAAAGCUACAUCGUCGAAGGGUGGUAAGAAGAUAAAGUCGAAUAAGGAUAGGGAGGAUGAUGCGUUGUUCGCUGAUUCGAGAGGUACAGGGACUGGACGUAAAACGGAAGAAGGUUAUGUGAUUUACAAGGAAGUUGAUUUACAGAUCGACCCUACUGCUGGAGGUACCCCCUUGUGUCCAUUCGAUUGUGAUUGUUGCUUCUAA